UAUCACUGUCUAUCUUUUGCUUUCGUUUUUAGCACUUAUACAACUGUUACUUGUGGCUCUUAAAUCAAUUUUUAAUUUUAGCUAUACAUAAAUAAGAAGCAAGUGAUCAAAUGUAGAAGACGGAAUUAGAAAAUUCAGAUAAAAGAGCAACUUUGAAGCGUGGUGUAUGGUGACGAUAAAAACAACUCCAAUCUUAAAUUGCUUAUUUUGUAUGAAGAACGCAAAAUCGGUUUUGCAAAUAAAGUUGAAUAUAUAACAAUUCAAAAAUGAUGACAAAAGUAAGAACACACACAGAUAAAACAUCAAAUAAAGCGUCUGUUAUAACUAAAGCUGCCUUUGUGUUAAUAAACCUAAACAAACAAAAAAAGAAGCGAGAUAUGAAUAAAGAUAUGAAAUUUAAUAAUGAAUCUCAAGCAUUUAUUUUGUAUCAAACAGCAGUUGGUUUUAAUGAUAUUACCUAUCAGUUAGAUGAGAGCUUUGAAGAUUAUUUAGUAGUUUCAGUAUUAAAAGCCCAACAUCACAUAGGCGAAGAUAUUGAAACAGAAGAUUCUAUAAUCGAAAUGUCUGACGAGGUUACAAUAGAUACAGAAGAUUCUGCUCCUUUUUUGAACAAAGGUAACAUUCAAGUUCCAGGUUGGCUGUUUUUAAAAAAUAAAUCUAUUGCUGAAUACUGCGUUGAGUUAUUAAAUAGCAGAAAAAUUAUUUCACAUAACUUAGAAAAAAACAAAACAGUUAUUGAUUCUUCAUCAGAAUGUAAAUAUAAAUCAUUAGGCGAAAUUUUAUCAAACUUUGACUCAUUUUUAAGAUUGAAUGUCAAUUGGAAUUGGAUAGCUGGAACCAGAAACUUAGACUCCUUAGGAUUAAAUGCAUUUUUGUUUUACGUGGAAAAACUAAUAGAGAUAGAAAAGGUUAAAGACAAAGUGCGUUUUAUAAAAGAUUCAAAAAUGUUUUUACAAAUUUACACAUCUCGCCCAGGUAAAACCGAUGUUUUAAAUCACAGUGAUUACUGGGGAAGUUCUCAACAGUUAUUGUCUGGAAAAGUAAUUGCAGAUUUUGUUGCUGGAGAAUAUGGUACUCUGCAUCCUGUGUUUGGCGUGCUUUUAAACCCUACUACAGGACGAGUAGGCCCUGGUGACACUGGUUUAAUGCACAACUUUUUAUUUGACUACAAUGGGCCCUGGGCAAAUCACGCUGCUGUUCACGAUGCAUUUGGAUAUUUAAAGACAUUUCACAAUAUUGGACCAGGCUACAAUUAUUUAGGAGGAAUUUCAGCAGUUAAAACUGGUAAAUGUAUGGCAGGACAAACCUCAGGGUUAUUGUUUUGGAAUCGCAUUAUUAAUCAGCAUAAAGUAAACCAAUAAACCAGUUGACUAAAAAUAUAUAUUUUUUAA
This is a messenger RNA of Hydra vulgaris (swiftwater hydra), 1391 nucleotides long. RefSeq lists its product as uncharacterized. NCBI's taxonomy places the organism in Eukaryota, Metazoa, Cnidaria, Hydrozoa, Anthoathecata, Hydridae. The record is from RefSeq and is a predicted model, not a curated record.